ACAUCUCCCACUUCUGCAAUUCAACCACAUCCCAUGCUCUCCCUCCUCCGCCACAGCCGUUCAGGCCUUGUUCCUCGUCGCCUGUUCUCAACAACCUCCAGAAUGGCUUCCAAUACUCCCGUCGAGGAUACCAUCCGUGAGAAAAUCACCACUGCUUUCUCCCCCUCCAACCUUAUAAUCCGGAAUGAUUCCCAUCUUCAUGCACACCAUGCGCCGAUGCGUGGGUCAACCUCGAGGGAAACCCAUUUUCACGUAACCAUUACUUCGGAAUCGUUCAAGUCGAAGAUGCAGCCGGCCCGUCACCGCAUGGUUUACGCUUUGUUGAAGGAGGAGAUGGACCGAGAAGGAGGAAUUCAUGCGCUGCAGUUGCGGACUCGGACGCCGGAGGAGGAACAGAGGGAGAAGGAAAGGCGGGCCCAGGCAUAAGACAUGACAUGGUGAAAUCGCGAGCGAUGUUACUGCGUAUUUAUGAAUACUAUUAUGCGAUACCCGAUAAUGCGGCUGCACCGGUCCGGUGUUGAAUCUCUAGCAGAAAUUCCACACGGAUGCACUCUGGAAAAGCGUGUGGGCCACUCCUAUAGUAGA
Aspergillus pseudotamarii is the source of this 585-nucleotide messenger RNA. Its product is annotated as BolA family protein. The coding region runs from base 34 to 426 and encodes 130 amino acids. The record is from RefSeq and is a predicted model, not a curated record. The transcript has 3 exons. Lineage: Eukaryota; Fungi; Ascomycota; Eurotiomycetes; Eurotiales; Aspergillaceae.